Molecule: messenger RNA, 1197 nt
Organism: Vicia villosa (hairy vetch)
Lineage: Eukaryota; Viridiplantae; Streptophyta; Magnoliopsida; Fabales; Fabaceae
Exons: 2
Coding region: 1-1197 (398 amino acids)
Source: RefSeq, a predicted model, not a curated record
AUGGCUAAUCAAAGGAGUAAUGAAGCUGCCAUCAAGAAUUUGGAGAACCAAGUGGGCCAACUUGCAAAGCAAUUGUCCGAACAACAACCAGGAUCUUCUUUUUCCGCCAACACUCAAACAAAUCCAAGGGAGCAUUGCAAAGCCAUUAUGACAAGAAGUGGUAAAGAGAUAAAUGGUGGAAUAGAUGGAGGUGUUAUAGUGGAAGAUGAUGAGGAAAUAAUAGUUGAAAACCAAGAGGGUGAGGUGGUAGUUGAAGAUGAGGGAGAAAAGAGUGAGGAGAAAGUGGAGGAAGAAUUAGUUGAAAAAGAGCGGAAAGAAAAAGAAGGAAGAGAGAAAAAUGACAAAAAAGUGAAGAGGAAUAAAAAGAGAAAUGAGAAUCAAAUGCUCACAGAGAAAAAGAAGUACACGGAUGAAGAGACAGUUGUGCUUGAUGCUCAUUGUAGUGCAAUUAUUCAAAAAACUCCCCCAAGAAAGGAAGCCGAUCCGGGACGAGUCAUUUUACCAAUCACCAUUGGAGGUAACUACAUUAGUAAUGGUUUGGUUGAUUUGGGGUCUAGCAUCAAUUUAAUACCUUUAUCCGUUGUCAAGAGAUUGGGGAACAUUGAGAUGAAACACACCAGGAUAACUUUGCAACUAGCCGAUAAGUCUAUCAUUUCACCAUAUGGAGUUGUACAAGACAUGCUAGUAAAGGUUGACAAAUUUUUGUUCCCGGUUGAUUUUGUGGUAGUCGACAUGGAGGAGGAUUGUGAUGUUCCAUUAAUACUUGGAAGACCAUUCAUGAAGACCACCCGAAUGAUGAUUGAUAUCGAUGAUGGGAUUAUGAAAGUAAGGGUGCAAGAUAAAGAGGUAAUUUUUACUCUUUUUGAGUCUACGAAGCCUCCUAAGGAUGAACAUGACAACUUUCGAAUCGAUGAUGAAAAAGGAGAAAUCGUUGAGGUGGCGAAUCAAUUUCACAAGGACAAGGAGAAGGCAAAUCAUGAGGGAAAGACUCAUCACAAAAACUUUGAAGUUGGACAAAUGGUGCUAGUGUGCAAUUCAAGACUCAAGGUGUUUCCUAGUAAAUUAAAGUCAAAGUGGUCGGGGCCAUUUGUUGUGAAAGAGGUGCGAAAUUAUGGAUCCAUUGUGGUGGAGGACCCUAAAACACAAGAAAGCUGGACUGUAAAGGAACAAAGACUCAAAGGCUACCACGAUGGAUAA